UUAUUUUCUUCUCGACUGGGUGGGUGUUGAGAGUCAUAGAAGAGCAUUUAUUCUGUAUUGUUCUUCAACCUGAUAAGGAUACUUAACUUUGGCAAACGAUGGCCGUCUAAGUACUCUACAAGGGUGUUUACCCAGCAGGCAAAUUUAACGGAAACCUGUUGUCUAUAUAAGCGCCUACGGCUAACAAGCGCAUCCAAGGAAGCCAGGAAGCCAUGAACUUUGGCGUCUUCCCUCAAAUAUAAAUAGAGCAGAGUCAACUGGCAUAUGCUGUGUGAUGAUGCCAAAUUGCCAGAAUUGUCACUGUGACAAAGUAACCUAUGAAAAAGUCUCAGAAACGAAGAUCUCGGUCCGGCUGUACUGAGUGCCGACGCCGUCACCGCAAAUGUGACGAAACCCGACCCAGCUGCUCAAGCUGUAGAAUAACAGGCAGAGAAUGCUCCUACGAGGUCCGGCUGUUAUGGGGUGGACGGCCAUUCCGCAAAUCUCGAUUCGGAGAUUGCCUAAGCCAGGACCCCAGCUUGACUCGGGUGCCUGUUUCGACCUCAUCUGACUUCAGCGGGAGAGCUUUUGUGUACGGAUCUGGAUGUGAAUCAUCAGGGCAAUUAUCUCAUCCGAAGGCGACUAUUCUCACUCAUUCCGAAACCACAGCAGGGAACCAAAUUAUUAGGAACCCUGAUCUAUUGAGCUGGCUUCACCCAACUUAUCGGUCCCUAUUAGACCAUUUUAUAUCCUCCACCACCAGGGCUCUUUCCUGCCAUAAGGUGGUACAGCAGGACUUCUGCGCUGUUUUGGUUCCAAUGGCACUCCAGACGCCCUAUCUAUUGGUAGCGCUCCUUAGCCUAGCAGCAACGCAUCGCGUGUCUCUAGGCAUUGAACAAAACCUAACUGAAUUGGACCUCCUCAGCACCACCAGCCUGAACCAACUGCAGAAUGUACUUUCUCAGCCUAACUUCCAUCUAGACGACGCAACGAUAGCAACAACUUUGACCCUUUGCUUCACAGAGAUAGUCUCCGAUGGGAGGAGUCCUGGAUCGUGGAGGCUCCAUCUGCAGGGUGCAGCGGCAAUGAUAUCAGAGCACCUAAAGACAGUGAAGGUCCCUUUGGAUUCUCUGCCAUCUGCCACCUCACUGCUCUGGCGCUGGUACUUCUCCAUGGAAACGGUAUCAUUACUCUGUGGAAAUCUGUCAGUCCCUCCUAGCUCCCGAGCAGGGUUGUUAAUUCAAGACAUCUUCGAGCAUGAUGAAAUUGAUGACCUGGCCGGCUUCCCGUCGUCUCUGGUUCCCAUUUUCAAGAACAUAAACCGGUUGACAAUGGAGUCAGGAUACACCCAAAAUCAGCCUGGAAACAUAAAUGCGACCAGCACCACGCAACCCUCACAACCCAGCAACUCCAUAAUCGACCGAUGUCACCAAAUCAUCAACGAGAUCAACAUAAUGCUCUUGACCGCAAAAGUGCCUCGAUUCCGUCCCAACGUUGACAGCACGCUCACAUCUGUACAUCGUAGUGACUUUACUGCUCUGGACGAAACAUACCACCACGCCGCUCUUCUGCAGCUCUAUCGGCGUGUUCUUAACCUCCCAUCAUCAAACCUCCUGGUGCAGAGUUCCGUCGGCCAGAUAAUCCGCCGCAUUUCGUCCAUGCACUUUCUCGAUGAGGCGUGUCCGGGUGUAGCUGUUCUGCAGCCGCUGUUUAGCGCGGGUUGCGAGGCAUACCAGGAGGCUGACAGAGAGAACAUACGCAUCCUUCUCUGUCGAAUGGGGUUACGCUAUGGCAUGGGAAAUGUGCGGAGUGCGCUUGGUUUUCUUGAGGAUCUCUGGUAUAUGCGAGAUGCAAACUCCGAUUCGGAGGGGAGAGUGAGGUGGGAUAAAGUCAUGGUGGAAAAAGGGCUAGAUUUACUAGCAUACUAAGUCGACCGAACCAUGAACGCCCUACAGGUAUCUGGGGAACAUCCUAUAGAACGAGCAGGCAAGGGUACUACGCACACACCGGGUCUACACGCUCCACCGUUCCAAGUUAAACCUGUAAUAUGAACUUCUCACAUUCAAUUCGAGCAAUUUACCUCUCGUCAGCAGCCCCCAGUCCAUUCUGCCAGGUCUGGAACGUGCUAUCCAUGCCAAAACAAGCAUUCUGCAGCUUGUCAACUUGCGCAAUCAUAAACUACAUGGGGCAUGUGCCAUUUGCGGGAAGCCCCUCAUAGAAGUUCCUAAUGCAAGAAAUGUUCGUUGGCUUCCCCUGCUCAGCAAACGGAGCCCUAGAGAGAGGCCAGUGCUACCACGGGAUUUCUUAUUCGUCCACGUGGAUAACGCCCGGCGAGACGGCAGGCAGAAUAUGAGAAGCUCAGGAUGUGAUUGAUAGAUGCAUUCGUUUGCAUACGUUCUUUCAUAUUUAUUUACGGUGAUAUUAAAUUUCAGGUUGUUUGUAGUUUGCGGUGCGUAUGUAUGGUUGAAGGCGGGGCUGCUGGUGGCGAUUGGCGGGAAGAAGUGAGGCCGGCGAGGGAAGCUACUGAUUACAACUACUAUCAGCGGGAUAACUUAGCGACGUCGCCCACCACCAAAGCUACCGAAAUGCAGGGUCCUGAGCAGUGCAACUAAACCGCUUAGAUGCUAGUUGGGGAGUUGGGCUGCUGAAAGUAUAGCUAGGCGUGCAUUUUCUUUUGCGGUGAUAGUUAUCGAAAACCAGGCAAAGUAUGAGGAUAUUACAGAAGGGCAAUUUAGAUUAUUCAGGAUCACUGCCGGCCGGGCAUUUUCCCUCAAUUUUCCGUUAGUUACCAGGAUUAUUCCACUACCUGAAUUAGUAUCUAGCUAGUAUUGCAGUGUUUAGCGGCUUUUGCCCAGCUGCAGCAAGUCAAGCUUUAUGGACGUUGGGUUGAAUUAUGGCAGGGCUGGAGAAUGCAGCGACAGAAGGUUUCAAAAUCUCAUCGUCAAUCAAGCUUCCAUUGUGUUCAGGGGUAGGAGUCGCUUCGGAUGCUAAAAAAAAAAAAAUAAAUAAAUAAAUAAAUAAAAAUAAAAAUAGA
Molecule: messenger RNA, 3013 nt
Organism: Blastomyces gilchristii SLH14081
Lineage: Eukaryota; Fungi; Ascomycota; Eurotiomycetes; Onygenales; Ajellomycetaceae
Product: C6 finger domain-containing protein
Exons: 4
Coding region: 318-1907 (529 amino acids)
Biological process (GO): positive regulation of transcription by RNA polymerase II
Cellular component (GO): nucleus
Molecular function (GO): zinc ion binding; transcription cis-regulatory region binding; DNA-binding transcription factor activity, RNA polymerase II-specific
Source: RefSeq, a predicted model, not a curated record